Molecule: messenger RNA, 2068 nt
Organism: Oncorhynchus kisutch (coho salmon)
Lineage: Eukaryota; Metazoa; Chordata; Actinopteri; Salmoniformes; Salmonidae
Product: zinc finger protein 23-like
Exons: 2
Coding region: 280-1710 (476 amino acids)
Biological process (GO): regulation of transcription by RNA polymerase II
Molecular function (GO): RNA polymerase II cis-regulatory region sequence-specific DNA binding; DNA-binding transcription factor activity, RNA polymerase II-specific
Source: RefSeq, a predicted model, not a curated record
UGUCUUUCAGGCGAUGUUUCUACUGUGACGUAUAAUCUAGUGGACGGAACGCUUCUUCAACAACUGCAGCCACCUCGGUAGCUCGCUAGACAACAACGUCGGAACAUUCAAGUUCUUUAGACAAUUUCCUGGUUUAAUUUGCAACUAUGUUUUAAACAUACUUCUGUGUGAAAGAACUAGUUAUCCCAUUUAAUUUCAUAUUGACGUUGUUGCUGUUAGCUGUCUGGUUAAGUUAACACUAGUCUAGUCGCUAAUGCUAAUGAGCUAACAUCCCCGACCAUGAGUUUACUAAGCUACACUGAGAAUUGCUUGACGGAGAAAGGAAAUCUCAUGGAAGAGGAGACUGUUACCGUCAAGAAAGAAGUAGAAGGUGAGGCUGUUACAGUGAAAGAAGAAGGGGAAGAGGCUUUCAGCGUGAAAGAGGAGGAGGAUGAUACAGUGAAGGAAGAGGAAGAUACCGUUUUUGUAAUGAAGGAGGAGGAUGGGGAGAUGACUGUCACAGUGAAAGAGGAGGAAGACGUUUUUGGAGUGAAGAAGGAAGAGGGGGAGAUUACUGUCACAUUGGAGGAGGACGAAGAACAGAAGACUGGAGAACUGAUUAACACCAGUAAGUACAGAAAGAGACCAGCCUCUCACUCUGACAGACGGAAGAGUCCUUCAGGGGAACCAGACACAGAGACUCCCAAACCAGCGAGACGACAUCACUGCUCCCUGUGUAAUAUGAGUUUUAAGUGGUCAUGGAAGCUGAAAGAGCAUAAAAGGACACACGUAGGAGAAAAGCCAUUCCAAUGCUCCCAGUGUGGAAAGAGUUUUACUUUGUUAGGGAGCCUGAAAAAACAUAAGAGAAUACACACAGGAGAAAAGCCUUAUCACUGCUCCCAAUGUGGAAAUAGUUUUAUGUGGUUAGGGAGCCUGAACAAACAUAAGAGAAUACACUCUGGAGAGAAACCGUACCCCUGUUCCCAUUGUGGAAAGAAUUUUAGGUUGUUAGAUACCCUGAAGGAGCACGAGAGGACACACACAGGGGAAAAACCUUACCAUUGCUCCCAGUGUGGAAAUAGUUUUUCCCAGUUAGGGAACCUAAACAAACACAAAAAAAUACACUCUGGGGAGAAACCGUACCCUUGUUCCCAUUGUGGAAAGAAUUUUAGGUUGUUAGAUAAUCUGAAAGAGCAUGAGAGAACACACACAGGGGAGAAACCUUACCGAUGCUCCCAGUGUGGAAAGGAUUUUACCCAGUUAGGGAACCUAAAAAAGCAUGAGAUAAUCCACUCUAGAGAUAAGCCUUACCACUGCGCCCAUUGUGAAAAGAGAUUUACCCAGUUAGGGAGCCUGAACAAACAUAAGAGAAUACACUCUGGAGAGAAGCCUUACCCUUGUUCCCAUUGUGGAAAGAAUUUUAGGUUGUUAGAUAAUCUGAAGGAGCAUGAGAGGACACACACAGGGGAGAAACCUUACCAUUGCGCCCAGUGUGGAAAGGAUUUUACCAAGUUAGGGAACCUAAAAGAGCAUGAGAGGACACACACAGGGGAGAAGCCUUAUCACUGCUCCCAUUGUGGAAAGAGUUUUAUCCAGCUAGGGAACCUGAAUAAACAUAAGAGAAUACACUCUGGAGAGAAGCCUUACCCCUGUUCCCAGUGCGGAAAGAGUUUUACCCAGUUGGGGAACUUAAACAAACAUAAGAGAAUACACUCUGCAGAGAAGCCUUAACAUUGUUCCAAGUUAGGGAACCUGAAAAGGCAUGAGAACAUAAACACAGUUUGGAUAGAGUUUGGAUAGAGUUUUAGUUCGGGAACCUAAUUGUGGAAAGACAUUUUCCCGGACAGAGAAUCUGAAAUCACAUGAGAGCAUAGACAAGGCUAGUGUUCUGACUUAUGUUUGAGUGUUGUUUUUAUCAAAUCUCCCCCAAAAAGUCCUACUUUAGUUUUUUCCUCUUGAGACAUGAUUACAAUUACAAUAAAGUUACAAUUUAAAAUGUGGAUUUGAUUUUGGAUGAACCCUCAGAUGUUAAUGAUAUGAUUUGGAAAGUUGUAAAAUGUAAUUAUUAAAUGGAGGAAUAUAAAACAGA